Molecule: messenger RNA, 2072 nt
Organism: Vigna angularis (adzuki bean)
Lineage: Eukaryota; Viridiplantae; Streptophyta; Magnoliopsida; Fabales; Fabaceae
Product: RNA pseudouridine synthase 6, chloroplastic
Exons: 10
Coding region: 57-1493 (478 amino acids)
Biological process (GO): pseudouridine synthesis
Molecular function (GO): RNA binding; pseudouridine synthase activity
Source: RefSeq, a predicted model, not a curated record
GGCCCCACCAUAUAAUUGCGAAGAAGAAGCUCGGAGUCGAAGACAGGAGAGUAAGAAUGGGCUCGGUGGCAGCGACGGUGGCGUCAAUGUUGUUCUCUGGUGGCUGCCGGAGCCUCGCGGUGCCUGCAGCGGGGCGCUCCCUUAGUAUCUCACGGACAGCACUUAGAAAUCACCGCAACAAGAACGCGCCGACAUGGUGCUGUCGGAGUUCACACAACAGUUACAAUGCACUCGCCACUGAAUCUGAAUUAUCAAAAACCGACUCCGAAAGCUUAACUGCUUCUACAUCUUCCGAUAGUUUCCCGAAGUAUGAUCGAUUGCUUCCAUGUCCGUUGCAAAAAACUCCACCGAGAGUUGAACACUUGGUCGUGUCCGAAGGAGGACCAGUUUUAGAACAUAUUUGCAAGGCUCUGGAACUUCCUCCUUUGUACGUUAAGGAUCUGAUUCAAUUUGGAGCUGUAUACUACGCUCUUGUUUGUCCACAGCCUCCUCCCAGUGCUACUGAAGAACAAAUUAGGGUAUUCAAAGAGGUAACGGAACCUUCGGUAUUGUGCCAAAGAGCUUCUAUCAAAGGCAAAACUGUGCGAGAGGCACAGAAAACUUUCCGUAUAACUCACGCGGAUCAAUUUGUUGAGCCUGGAACGUAUUUGCGAGUCCAUGUGCACCCCAAACGCUUUCCUAGGUGUUAUGAGAUUGACUGGAGAUCAAGGAUCAUAGCUGUGGCGGAAUCCUAUGUAGUUUUGGAUAAACCUGCUGGUACAUCAGUAGGUGGCACCACUGACAACAUUGAAGAAAGUUGUGCAACCUUUGCUACUCGUGCCUUGGGAUUGACAGCCCCUUUGAUGACUACUCAUCAAAUUGAUAAUUGCACUGAAGGCUGUGUGGUGUUGGCUAGGACUAAAGAGUAUUGCUCUGUCUUUCAUGGUAAAAUCAGGGUGAAAAAGGUGAAGAAGCUCUAUCUGGCUCUUGCAUCUUCUCCUAUGCCAACGGGAAUCAUUACCCACUACAUGCGCCCUAUUAACAUGGCUCCUAGACUUAUUUCUGAAGAUUUUAUCAAGGGAUGGCAUAUGUGUCAACUUGAGAUCCAGGAAUGCAGAAAGGUUCCCUGGCCAACUCCUGCUAUACAGGACAAAUACCGUGUUGAAGAUUGUGGGUGGCCUUAUCAAGAUUUUGCCUACGAAUGCAAAAUCAACCUUCUUACUGGUCGUACACAUCAGAUUCGAGCUCAAUUUGCUGCGUGUAGAGCACCACUAAUUGGUGAUUCUAUGUAUAUGCCAGCUGCAAUUGCGGAUAUGAGUAAUCCUGGACUUAACCCAUUUGGAAAAUACAAGAGAGAUUUCAGUAGUGAGAGUGAGAAAGAAACGGCUGUUGUAAAUUGGAUUGCACAACAUGGAAAAGAGCCAGGUGUUGCAAUUGGCCUUCAAGCAUGUCAAAUUUCAUGGGAUGAUAACGAACACUUCUACGAAUCUGGUUCACCUUGGUGGAGGUGUUAAAAUGCUUGAAAUGUGUGCUAGUGUUGAGGAUAGGAAUUCACCUUUAUAGUUAUGUUUUCAUAGUGCCUCAGUUUUAUGCAGAAGCAGAUAUUCAAAAGGUGGUCGAGCGGCCACGAACCACUUGGUGCUGGUUUCUGCUUCAGGAGGGGUAAGGUUACAAUAUUUCCUAGAGGUUGUUGAGUGAAGACUUUGAGAUUUUCAGGUUUGAAAAGGGAAACCCAAAUAAAUGCAAAAGAGGAGGACUUCAUGCAGGGUUUUAAAAUGUGCAUGCUGUCAUUGUAGCACAUUUUCUAGCAGAGUAAAGUCUGAACAGGUAAGCUAGAGGAUAAGACAUUCACUGAUAAAGGAGUAUCUUUUGAGAAGAUAAUUUAGCUUUAUAUAUUUUACUAUGAGAUUGAAGAACUGAGAUAAUGACACAACUCAUUAGUAACAUGUGAUUAGGCCGUUAAUGUCUUAAGCUCACAUCAACCACAAAAUUGUUUGUAUUGUAUUUUGCCAAUCUCUGUAUCGUGCUGGGCCAGGAUGACUAUCAAUUGCUUUUACUAACGUGCUAAUGAUUUUAAAGUUCUUUCUCUUCAA